AUGUCCAACUCCUCGAAGGUCGUGAAAGUCAUUUUGUUAGGAGACUCUGCUGUCGGAAAGUCUAAACUUGUUGAAAGAUUUUUAAUUGAUGGUUAUCGGGAACAACAACAAUCAACAUUUGCGUUGAAUAUAUUUCCUUAUAGAGCAAAAAUAGAUGGAGAGGAUUGUGAUGUUGAAUUUUGGGACACUGCUGGUCAAGAGAGAUUCAAUAAUGUACAUCCUUCGUAUUAUCAUCAAGCACAUGCUUGUAUUCUUGUUUUUGAUGACCGACAAAUCACUUACAAAAAUUUAGAAAAGUGGUACAACGAGUUGCAAACAUAUAGAAAGGGUAUUCCAGCUAUUGUGGUGUGCAAUAAGAUUGAUUUAAAUAUGGAUGUGACAAAAACAACUUUCAAUUUCGCAACCAAGAGAGAACUUCCGUUGUAUUAUGUUUCAGCAGCUGAUGGCACCAACGUGGUAAAGGCUUUCACCGAUGCUCUUAAAUUGGCCAAGAAAUGCAGAGACAAUCCAGAGAAGGAAUUUGUUGAUGAUGUAUUGGAAUUGUUAAAAGAUUAA
Naegleria fowleri is the source of this 555-nucleotide messenger RNA. RefSeq lists its product as uncharacterized. Bases 1 to 555 code for a protein of 184 amino acids. NCBI's taxonomy places the organism in Eukaryota, Heterolobosea, Eutetramitea, Acrasida, Naegleriidae. The transcript is spliced from 4 exons. Gene Ontology annotation, cellular component: Golgi apparatus; endosome. Gene Ontology annotation, molecular function: GTP binding; GTPase activity. The record is from RefSeq and is a predicted model, not a curated record.